UGCCCGCGACGUUAACGACGGCGACACCGCCUUUGUCGACGAGUGAAACUCGUUGUAAAGGCACGCGUCAGCGCGGCGCGAUACUUGACCGGCGGCCUCGUCACUCUCGUUUCCGAGCGUGGGGAAGAGGUGUGGUCAACCGAAAGUUGAUUUCGCUCCGCGGCCAAUUCUGAGAAUCGGCUCACGGCGCGAUACGAAGCACACGUGAACUAAAGGAGUGCUUCGGUAACUUCGGACGUAACGCCAGCAGAGCCCUCGGCGCGAUCCGCACCCCGCGCGCACAAGGUGGACAUGGACACGACUAGGAUGCAAGAUCUGGAGGAACAAGCCCUCGAGGCUCGUUCCAGGAGGCAGUUCGAGAAGCUCGAGGAGAAGAUCCAAAAACGUCAGCUCCUCGAGGGCCGCCUCCUCGAGGCGGAGCGCGAGUUCAGGGAAGAGAAGAGCGUCCGCAAGGAGCUCGAAGAGGUUCGCGACGAGAUGAACCGGCGACUUACGGAAUCCACGAGCACCCGCCUCGGCGCGGAGAAGACCGCGAAGGACUACAAGCACCUCGAGAGGGAGAUUGCGGACGUUCAGAACUCGAUCGCGCAUCUCGAAGGCUCCGUCAUGCCCGAGUUGCACAAGGAACUCGCGAGAAUCCGCGCGAAGGCGAAGCAGGACAAGGAUGCGCUCGCGAAUUUCGACGGCGGCUCGCACGAGCGACACGUCCUCGAGAUGGAGCGGAUCGAAGCGAAGCGACAGAUGGAAGAGCAGCUUCACGCGCUCGGCGUGCAAGUCGCGCGCCUCGGCGAAGCCGUCACCGCGAGCGAUAAGAUCAGCGAGAGAGACUCCGAGACGAUGAAGGGUUUGCUCAACGACGGCUCGAAGAUGCUGAACGCCGCGCACGCGGACGUGCUGACGCGAAAAGGCGAGCUCAAGAACAUCGACGAGCGGCUCGUGAGGAUCAUGAAGAACCUCGAUCGCACCACGGAGGCGCACAAGGAAAUGAGGAACAACCUUGUCAACGGGCACCAAACCCUGAACGACUUCAAGGAGAAGGAUGAGCUGGAGGACCGUUACAUGCACCGCCGCCUCGCGCAGCCGUACAUGCGCGAGGAGCUCAAGGGCACGUCGCUCCCGAAGAUGAUGGCGACGUUGAACAUCGCGUUGCCGAAGAAAAUCGAACCGAUGAACAUCAACGCCCUCACCGUGGAUGAAAUGAUCGAGAGGCAGAUGGCGGAGGAGCAGCAGGACAAACUCCAGGAAGCACUCGACAACGCGCUCGCGGAUGUCAAAGUCCCGUCCGAUCCGUUAAACGAGCUGAACGGCAACACCGUGGCAGGCACGCUCCAGGAUACGCUCAAACCGGACGUCAGCGAAGGCGAGAUCCUCGUGGGCAAAUCCCUGGAGCUUCUUCAGAAGAUGAAGGAGACCGCGAGCGAGUCUACGUCUCGCGUGAACAACCAGGUUGACUAUUACCAGCGAACGCUCGCUCAACUCGACAAGGAGAUCGCAUUGGCUUCCAAACACCUCAAGGAUGGCGACCUCACGAAGUGGGACGAGCAAAUUCCUCAAGAAGUCGCGAUCGACGCCCAACUUACGAGGCUGGGCGGCGGUAAAGCGAAGAAGCACGUGAAGGGCAAGACCCUCCUCGAACUUUUCCACUACUACGAUCAAGACGGGAACGGUUUCGUGAACAAGGGCGAGCUCAUUUGCAUUCUUUCCGACGUUGGCGUUUUGGGAGGUCUCACCCCGGACGACGCCUCCAACGCGGUCGAUAUGGCAUGGGCCGCCGCGGACGACAACGGAGACGGAGGUAUCACGUACAAGGAGUUCGCGAAGUUCAUGUCUGGUUUCAAGAACGUGAAGCCGCGUAAGACGCUCCCGACCAACAUCCCGGAAAAGUUCCUGAACGAGGACGACUCGCUGUUCCAGGUGUACCUUCAGCACUGCUCGAAGAAGUACCCCCAAGAGAUGGGUUCCGCGCAGUUCGUUCGCGCUUGCCGCAAGGCUAAUUUCAUCGACGCGAUGUGCACCGCGAGCGCGUGCUGCAUCGUCUUCGCGAAGUCUCGCGAGGAGUUGCAGAAGCGCAUCAAGUUCCCCGGCUUUCUUCGCGCGCUUGCGCAGAUCGCGUCCAUGAAAAGCAUGAAUUUCGAAGCCGUCGCGAAUCAAUUCGAACGUGAUGCAUUGUUGUACCCCAUCGCCGUGCACAAGGACCGAAAAUUGUUCGAGGGUAUGAACGACGAAGCGCCCACGGACGAUGACGCGCCCUUGACGACGACGAGGUUCCGACCAGAAGAUGACGAUGCCAUCCCCACGCUCACUCCCGCGGCCGGCCCAAUGGCGUCUACGAAACCUAAACCGAUCCCCACUGUCAAGGCGACGCCGAGUUCCGUCGCGGACUCUACUUCUGAAGCCCUGAAGGACCUGCAAAAGCGCUCGAAGCCCGUGGACAUGAAAUCCUGGGACACGAAACAAGCGAUCGACGACGUCGGACAGGCGCCUGUGCCGAAGUCCAUGGUCGAGGCGUCGGGGAAGAGGAUGUCCGUCCGCGACUUGUACAACACGUACGACAAUGACGGCGACGGAGGCCUCGACAUGGAUGAGAUGUCCGCGCUCAUCACGGAGAUGGAGCUCGUGAAGGGUUUGUCCGCGGAGGACGCCCAGGUUGUUCUCGGGGAGUACUUCAAAAACGCGGAUGCGGACGGCGAUGGGAAAAUCAGCUUCGACGAGUUCGCGCUGUUCUACAUCGACCUUCAGAAGAUCAAAAAGUCAGGAACCUCGAACCUCGCGGUGAAGAUCCCGAAGGGACUGAAGCAAAACGCGGAGUUUAAGGCGCUGUACGUUGACCACUGCUCGUACGGGAAGGGGCUCAAGAAGAUCGACGAGAUGGACGGCGCCGCGUUCGCGAGAAUGUUCAAGAAUGCCAACAUGCUCGAUAAGAAUUUCACGUCGACGGCCGUUGACAUCAUAUUCACGAAGUCGAAGGAGAAGACGAAGCGAAAGAUCACGUACGCGCAGUUCUUGAGCUCCCUUGGCCUCGUCUGUGCGCACAAGGGGAUUGAAUACACGGACUUGGUGAAUGUGCUCACCGAGACUGGUCCGCCCACGGCGAGCGGUGCGGCCGGGCCGGGGGUUUCCAAGCCGGAGCCAGCGAAGAGAGCGAAGCCAGCGAAGUCGGGCCCAUUGCACCCGAAGCCCUCCGCGCCGGUCGCAGCUUUGAUCGCCAAGGUUGGUGAGGAGGGAGAUGCCGCCUCGGAUUUGCCCGAGCCCAAGCCGGUGUUGAACAAGGCUGGCAAGCGGAUGUCUAUUCGGGAGAUGUACAACGCGUAUGGACCGGAUGGUCUGAAGGAGCCUGCGUUCGCUAAACUUUUCCAGGAUUUGGGGCUGCCCGCGGACAAGGCGUCGGCGACGUUCGUGAAGUCUGACGUCAACGGCGAUGGCCAGCUCGACUUCAACGAGUUCACGGCGUUUUACAACAGCCUCAAGGGUGGUAAACAACGACCGGGAAGCGUGCUCGCUGCUCCCGUGCCUGUCGAGUUCAAAAAAAAUAAAGAGUUCAAGGAGUUGUUCAUCGCCCACUGCUCUUACGGGAAGGGGCAGAACAAGAUCGAGGAACUGGACGGUGCGGCGUUCUCGAGGAUUUUCAAAAACGCGGGUCUUUUCGACGCGAAGUUAUCCGCCACGAGCGUGGACAUCAUCUUCACGAAGGUGAAGGCGAAGUCCGCGAGGAAGAUUAAGUACGACGAGUACUUGAGCGGUCUCGCGCAAGCUGCGGCGACGCUUGGGAUUACGUUCGAAGAGCUCGCGGAGAAGCUCACCGCGAAAGGUCCGCCGUAAGCACGCUUCGUAGUUCGCGCAUCUGAAGCGACACGGUCAACUCGGCGCAGUUCAGCCUUCGCUCGAUGCGAUUACUCGGUUGUGUGUGUGCGUGCGUGGUCGAGCAUCACAACUUAAGAGAUAGAACUGAGUAUGUAAAUAUAUAAUCGUCCAAUUUCAU
Micromonas pusilla CCMP1545 is the source of this 3979-nucleotide messenger RNA. RefSeq lists its product as uncharacterized. Gene Ontology annotation, molecular function: tubulin binding; calcium ion binding. The transcript is spliced from 2 exons. NCBI's taxonomy places the organism in Eukaryota, Viridiplantae, Chlorophyta, Mamiellophyceae, Mamiellales, Mamiellaceae. The record is from RefSeq and is a predicted model, not a curated record. Gene Ontology annotation, cellular component: microtubule. Gene Ontology annotation, biological process: microtubule bundle formation; positive regulation of protein polymerization; microtubule polymerization. The coding region runs from base 292 to 3819 and encodes 1175 amino acids.